UGAUCAACUCGUUAACAUGGUGUAAUUGGGACUUUGCACAACAGUGACACGGCCAAGUAUCUUUCAAACCCUGUGGAGCUCCUCCGAGGGUAAAUAUAGAGCUUCACUGCGGCUCCACCUCAGAAGUUUGCAGACAUACGCAUCGAUAUCACAUUACACGUCAACACUACAGCUCUUACCGGCACUCUGUGCUGGACCCAAAGGACCUCGGAGAUCGCGCACCAGAAGGUCAAGUAGGCCAUGGCACCAAAACAGAAGCGCAAAGCACGCGCACCAGAGACCGAAGCUCCCCGAGCCAGCAAAAGAGUUAAGGCAGUAAGCGAGUCGGUGGAGGAACCUGAGCAAAAAGCGCCAACGACCAGUAAAUCUGCUAAAGUCAGUUCUGACGACCAAGCGCGCCCUGAUGAGGUGCAGGAUGACACAACAACUCAGCCCGACACGUCGUCAAAACAAACUACUGGAAGCAACGACAAAUUUACGUCUUUCGAAAUGCCCUCGGGCUCGAAACCAAUACCCUGUAUCCGCAGUCACCCCGCCGAGGCGGCACCGAUAUCACUUGUUUUCACGCACGGCGCUGGCGGUGGGCUAUCUGCUCCCGCAUUGAUGAACUUUGCACGAGGUUUCGCAUCGACUGGCUCACCCGUCGUCUGUUUCCAGGGCAACAUGAAUCUCAAAGCCCGGACACGCAGUUUCGCUACGGUGUUGGAUCACGAGAAGAAACAACGCAAAGCCGAGAUGACAGUAGCAUAUGGUGGACGGAGUAUGGGUGCACGCGCAGCGGUGCUUGCGGCACAAUCGGACGAGUCGAUCAAGACGCUUGUGCUGGUCUCGUAUCCACUCAUCGGACCUGGCGGGGCCGUUCGAGACCGGAUCCUGCUUGACAUCAAGUCGGAUGUGGAUGUGUUGUUCGUCUCGGGUGAUGGAGAUUCCAUGUGCGACUUCCCCAGGCUGGCUACGCUGAGGAAAAAGAUGAAAGCGAAAAGUUGGAUGGUUGUGGUGGAGGGGGCGGAUCACGGGAUGACUCUGAAAGGUGGGAAGAAGUGGAAGGAUGCCACUGAGGAGGUGGCCAAGGAGACUGGGAGGAUUGCGGCGAGGUGGGUAGAGGCUAGAGACGAAGAGCACAAAGACAUGACGUUAAGAUGGAACGGAGACAAGCCUGCGGGGAGCUGGGUCGACGCGGACGCCCAAGGACAUCAAGAGCGCGAAAAGGGCGGCAUCGAAAAGUACUUCGGCAAAAAGGAGGGGGAAGAAGAGCAUACAGAGGCUGUGUCCGGGACGAAGAAGAAGCAGAAGAAGGGGACUGCUGGUAAAGCUGAUUGAUAUAUGGUGCUUGAAGGGUCUCGACAGUGCAGUCUUUGUUGCUGAAUGGAGACUAAGCCAUUGAGCUCGAUAUGGGUUGAAUGCUGGUCGGCACGUUGUAUCGGAUGUCGCAAAGCCGUGGUCGGUCCAGCCGAAUAAGUGCCGCCUUUUGUGCUUACAUGUAUAAAUGUUGGUGGUCAAUCCCUGAUGUGGUGCCCCUUGCCUUCAGCUGCGUUGUCUAAAAGUACAUCUAGGAGCAGUUAUAGGCCAAUUCAGCCUGGUGUUGAAUGUUCGGAGCCUUAUCAUGCAGACGAGGCUGUGGAAACCUACAGCGGAGACCGAACCCAUAGUGGGGCAGAUAACGAAGCCCAAACUGUCACGCCAUCAAAUUCAUGCUUCUCAACAUAAUAAUG
This is a messenger RNA of Exophiala viscosa, 1712 nucleotides long. RefSeq names its product Alpha/Beta hydrolase protein. Lineage: Eukaryota; Fungi; Ascomycota; Eurotiomycetes; Chaetothyriales; Herpotrichiellaceae. The record is from RefSeq and is a predicted model, not a curated record. Bases 241 to 1320 code for a protein of 359 amino acids. The transcript has a single exon.